Anguilla anguilla (European eel) is the source of this 1062-nucleotide messenger RNA. RefSeq names its product GTPase IMAP family member 9-like. Bases 1 to 1062 code for a protein of 353 amino acids. The record is from RefSeq and is a predicted model, not a curated record. Lineage: Eukaryota; Metazoa; Chordata; Actinopteri; Anguilliformes; Anguillidae. The transcript is spliced from 3 exons. Gene Ontology annotation, molecular function: GTP binding.
AUGUCAUCUUUCCUAGGGUCAACUGAUCUGAGGAUUGUUCUGGUGGGUAAGACAGGAGCUGGGAAGAGCAGCACAGGCAACACCAUUCUCAGAAAGAAGCUGUUCAAAUCGUCAUGUCGUGCAAACUCUGAUACAGCUAUAUGUAAGGCUGCAACCAACACUGUUGAUGGGAGGAAAAUCACUGUGGUUGACACACCAGGGUAUUUUUCUACUGAGUGCACUAAUGAAGAGCUAAAACUUGCCAUAGUCAAAUGCCUCGUAGAGUGUUCCCCUGGACCUCACGCUUUUCUUAUCGCGCUGCCUGUGAGGAGAUACACAGAGGAGGAGAAGAAAACAGUGGAAGAAAUUCUGGAAACAUUUACGAAGGAGGCUCUGACGUACGCUGUUGUCCUGUUUACCCACGGUGACCAGCUUGACGAUGACAUGACCAUCCAGAAGUUUGUGGAUGAUAAUGACCAUCUGAAAACACUUGUCCAAAAGUGUGGAAACCGGCUUCAUGUCAUCGAUAACAAAUACUGGGACAAUCCCACUAAAGGCCACAAUGAUGAGAGAAGCAACGCCACUCAAAUCAAAAAGCUUCUGAACACGAUUGAUCAGAUGGUGGAACGGAACGGAGGCAAGCACUACACCAACGAGGUGUUCCAGGAUAUUGAAAACGACAUUAAAGAGAACAUGGCAAAGGGAAAUACCAGAGAAAAGGCAAAAAAGAAUCUUCCAAUGGACGAGUUCUCUGGGAAUAGACACACAGAGGAGGAGAACAAAGCAGUGGAAGAGAUUCUGAAAAUGUUUGGGGAGGGGGCUCUGAAGUACGCUGUUGUCCUGUUUACCCACGGAGACCAGCUUGACGAUGACAUGACCAUCCAGCAAUUUGUGGAUGAAAAUGACCACCUGAAAACACUAGUCCAAAAGUUUGGAAACUGCUUUCAUGUCAUCCAUAACAAAUACUGGAAGAAUCCCACUGAAGGCCCCGAUGAUGAGAGAAGCAACGCUGCUCAAAUCAAAAAGCUUAUGAACACGAUUUAUCAGAUGGUGAGAGAACAGAGGGAAGCACUACACCAGUGA